AUGACCGAUAGAUUUCGCCGCAACGGCCAGCCUUCCUCAUGCGAGCCUUGUCGACGAUCAAAGCUUCGUUGUGAUCAUGCAAGACCACAUUGUACUCGCUGUGUACGCCGCAACAUUUCACGAAAGUGCUAUUACCAUCCAUCGCCGAUGACACAAGGAGCAGAAUCUUAUGCUGUCACGUUGCUCACCCCGCAAAGCACGAGACCUAAUGACACCGCGGCCACUUCGUCAGCUUUCACGCCAUUCACACCAUCCGAGAACUCGUCAGCGGAAAACUAUGACUAUGGUCGGGGUACUGGGCUGGUAAACAUGCAUAAUUCUUUAAUGCCGCUUGCAGACUUGAAUGGCAGACAGCCGCUCCGCCAAUUCGCAUAUUUAACUCGAACAGGCAUAUUUACACCUAUGCAAGCAUAUCCGCUGACACCAGCUUCCAUUUUGGAGGGCGUGGAAGUCCUACGAUCUCUUCUCGAGUUCUAUGCGGAUUUAAAUGGCCAUGCUCAACGACUGUACGAAAACGAAGCAGUUGAUCUAUGCGGCUCAAUUAUUCUCAAUGCAGCCUGGCGAGCGACACAUACAACCUUACAAUGCUUAGGCAGCAGGCCAUCUGUAGCCGAAUUAGCAAGUACAGCUACCGCAAUAUUUGAACAGACGGCAAGCCCAUUCAAACUGCCCAGCUCAGCGGCAAAUGGUGCUAUAGAACUAGCGCUGUCUGGACCUCGCUUGCGUUGGGAAACGAUUGGUUUAUGCUUCACCCAAAUAGGACCAUUUAUCGCAACCAUGAGAAGUAAUAGCCAAGCCUGCUUUGCUCGCGGGCAGUCGAAUUUUGACCGCCACAAGGCUAUGAUUAUGGCAUUUGACGCUUGCAUGAAAUGUCGGGCAUUCUGUGAUCAAGUUGAACAGACAAACGACUUGACAUUGUGGCUUUUAGUAUCGGUAUCCGCUCUUGCGAGUUGGUGCUUUGGGGAUGAUUCCUCGCGUGCAUGGUGCUUAGUAGGUGAUUUAUCCUCAGCCAUAGCUGCUCUUGGAUUCCAUAAGGGGUUCGAGUCUGAGAAAACAACCCCUCCAUAUUUAGUUGAACUUCGCAAAAGAGUCAUGGCUCUUGCCCACCAGCGUGACAAGGAGCUGGCAACUUUUGUUGGUCGCCCGCCUCGUCUUAGUCGACUAUACUAUACGAUGGAUCUACCACUUGACUUGCCUGAUAAGAUUAUCAUCGGCUCUGUGGAGCAGUUCGAAUCUGCCAAAGCCACGCUUGACCAGAACGGCUGGAGUAGAAACAUCAUGGUGAAUCCAGUUUCCCGUCUUCGGGCUGUUGUACUACUAAGCAUGAUCCGUGAAGAGGUGUUAGAGCUAUCACUUGGUCCACAAAUACCAAGUAUCGCUCAACAAGCUAGAGAAAUAUUAUCCAAACUGACCUCUACUUGGGAAUCAAUUCCUCAUGUAGAAUACGAACAGUCAAUGUGUGAAAGUAUGCUACCAAGUGCUAUCUGGGUUAUUCUAGGCCCUCGACUCGACUACCUUUAUACAAAAUUUCUUCUUCACAAGUUGCUCAUCACUCACAAUGAAGGAAACCGUGAGAAGAUGAUCCACACAUCGCAUGAUAUUCUCCAUUUAGCACUGUCUCUUAUGAAGAAGCAUGAUUUGAUAGCUACACCAAACCUGGAGUGGUUGAUGGUGUUCUACGCAAUGCCAUGCGCCAGCAUGCUCAUUUUGGAACUAUUUCGACAGAACCGACAAUCUCAGCGGACUAUGGCCCUUAAUCGGUCGACUUUGAUUCAGGAUAUAAGCGUGCUCAUCUCGUGCUGUGACUCGUUAGCUAUAUCCGGCCAGAGUAACUAUCAGAUCUGCAAGCAAGCCCAGGCGGUUUUUUCGCGAUGUCUUGAUCAAAUAUUGAAUCCAGUUGAGCUACUUUCACAUGGCUUCACGAGCCAGGCCGAAAGACAAGAGGCACGGGAGCCUUUCUCUUUGGGUCCGAUGGACUUGGGCCUGACAGAGUUGUAUCCUCAAAAUCUGGAAUGGUCUGCUUGGCUCGAGUCUUUCGACUUAUAUGGGGGAUGA
Molecule: messenger RNA, 2055 nt
Organism: Penicillium longicatenatum
Lineage: Eukaryota; Fungi; Ascomycota; Eurotiomycetes; Eurotiales; Aspergillaceae
Exons: 4
Coding region: 1-2055 (684 amino acids)
Biological process (GO): regulation of DNA-templated transcription
Cellular component (GO): nucleus
Molecular function (GO): DNA-binding transcription factor activity, RNA polymerase II-specific; zinc ion binding
Source: RefSeq, a predicted model, not a curated record